AGAGAGAGAGCAAGAGAGAGAGCAAGAGAGAGGAGAGGCUCACGGGGAAGCUCUGAGGGGCAACAGAUCUGGUUUGCUCGGCUGAAAGACCAAACAAGAGAUGGAUUUUUGCACAACGUGAGAGAGGAGCAGCUGCUUCGCAUAAGAAAAAUAAAGUCAGGAUGUCUGGGAUUGACGUUCCGUUGAUGGACCAAAACGAGACCGGAAUCUCGUCAGUAGACAAUGGGACUUUCCUCCGUUUCUCCCCGACCUCUGCCUCCACAUCUGCGGCCGCCUCAUCUCCGGGGCGUCCAGGGAAUGUUUAUGUUUAUGUAUGGCUCUUUCUCGGCCUGCUGGUGUUCCUUCUGACGCUGCUCGUCAUUUCCCUACACAGGCUCAAGAACAUCAUCUCCUCUUCUUCCUCUGUCCCCGACUGCAGCAGCGAGGGAGGAAGCUCCUUCACCAACAUGGAGAUAUGUAGCAUCUCAUCUCAGAGGUCCACCAUCUCUGCACUCUCCACCUGAGGGAUGUGGGAGGGAGCACAUACAGUACAGACAUAUGCACAUGUGCUCUCAUUCGUGCAUGCCCAUGCAAACAAAGGCAAGCAUGCGCACACAUAUAAAGCACACAGAGGUCCAGCACCUCCUCACUGUGACAUACAAACACAAAAACCUUUUGUCAGCCCCAAAGAAGCUGACAUAAUGGCAUUACAGUCCGUGCAUGCAUAUUCUAAUUCUGGCGGGGCCAUGCAAUCUGCAUAGGCACAGGGGAAAUAUCGCUUAUAAUGUGAUGAAGAGGUCUUGAAGGGUGAGUGUGAACGCACCCUUCUGAGUCUUACUUUCACAAUUAAGACAAAUGAAUCUGAGAUUCUGCUCUCCCUUUGCGGGAAACAGCAUAAUGAGGGACUCAUUAUCUUUUCUCCUCUUUUUUUCUUUUUGUCAUUUCUCGUAUUGCACUCGUGUUCAACUUAGAAGAAAUACUAUUGUUUGAAGUGAAGCCUUGUACAGCAUGCUUCAUAAUGUCUGUAGACUACAUUGCAAACUCGGUAUAAAAAUCCUAUUAAAGCUCUUUAACUUUGUACAUGAAGUACAUAGAUGCGUCUCAGCUGUUCAGUAAGGUUUUGGAAAUGAAAAAGCGAGAUACAUCCAAACUGUGAUCACGUCAGGUUGGCUUGUAAUCAUUCAAAGUAUGAAGAAAGGAGGUUGCACAAGAAGAGGACCAAUAACGGUGAUGUGGAUGUGAAGGUAAGAAAGAAAUGAUGCUUGGAGACUUGACAGACAGGCACCCACGGACUCCAGCUCCAGACAGGCCUGGUCAAAAGUGGCAUCAACUACAAGAGAAAAUUCAGAGCCUGAAAGACAGGUCUACCAGCGUGACAGAUUACCACUCUUGCCUGUCAAUUUAUAAGACGUCCGAUCCCAGUCUCCAUAGAGACUACAGCAGCUCUGUGCUGCCAUCAGCUUUUAUUCCAGGCUUCGGUUAGAGAAAUGGUUGUUUACUCUGAAAAUACAUCAUUUACUUAUUUGUUAUUUUUUAAUAUUGUGAGUUGAAGUCUUUUUGACACUGUGACAAAAAUGUAUGGCACGUACAGAGAGAAUUAUUUGAAAACGAUUCAUUCAUCUUUACCACACUUUGUCAGAAAAGUCAAUAAACUGUAAAGACCACAAAGGCUCACAGAUGACAGCCACAAGCAAUAAAAACAGCCAGAGCUGUCAGACUUCUUGACAAAUCCUCACUGUUCUCCAAUUAAUCUGUGUAUUUCAGGUGGUACGGUCUGACAGACUCAGCACUCCCCCAUGUAUAAACUUUAAUCACAAAAUCCCUUCAACUUCUAUACAUGCUGAAACAUCACACUAAUUAAAAAAGAGAUUAGCGGCAAUGCUUUCGUUUAUCAUUUCAAUUAUAAUUGAGGUGUUAAUGGAUUUGUUUGUCUUGCAAAAUUAGGAAAAUGGAUACUAAGCAUAAGAUAAAGCGUCAAAUAUACUGUAAACAAACUGGAUGUAAUUAUUAGCUUUGCUGUAGUUUCACUUCAGCUCAUUCUUCCCAAUCCACGAAUCCCUGGAUUUUAAUUUCUUUUUAAAUGAUUGAAAAAAUGCCACAAAAAUAUAUACAAAAUUAUGUAUCCAUUCAUCUUUUAUUAUUAAUAUUUGGCCAAUUCUGGUAAUAUCUUUAUAAAAACUGCGCUAGACACAUCAAUAAGAUGCCAUGAUUAGGUAUACAAGACCUUAAUAAUUGAAUUUUCGGUGGCUAUACAGCUCAGUGGAAACAAAAGUGGGUACGCGAUAUAGUAAUAAAGCAAUAAUAACCAUAAAUAGAGUGCGGUAUUGAACGUAGUUUUUAGGUGAGCAAUGGUAGAUGUAGUAUAGUAUAAAGUAUAAAUAAAGAGAUUAAUAACUAGGGCUGAUAAUGUGCAAAUAAAAGUAAGUGUAGUUUGUAAUUGUACAGUUAAUGUUUUACAAUAUGUAAACAUAUUGGCCUGAUUUAUGGUUAUUACAAAGUAAUAACUACCGCAAAUAUUUUCAGGUAACAUUGAUAGCAUUAAAUAGCACAUUCAAAUACAGAUUCUUUUAAAACAUGAGGUGGUAUUAAUUUUAAUAUUAAAAUAGUGACCAUAGCCUUAUUAUUUUACUAUAUUUUUUUAUUGUAAUCGGAUUAAUAAACACCCAGGUCAGUCAGUCAAUCAGAUUGUAAAGUGCUGGUCGUUUUAAAGUAAUUAGUUUUAAAUCUAAUUUAAAAAAAAAUAGAAAUCAAAAUGUUUCAGUAUAAAAUUAAGUCAUAUCAUUUUAAUAUUUCAUUUAUAAUUUUAGACUAUGAAAUUCACUUUUAGUGGCAUACAUUGAUACUUAAACUAGUGUUAUUUUCUACUGCCUGGUUGUUUUAACUGUUUGACAUGUAAAUUUUAUCAAAACCAAUGUUUCUCUUAUUUAGAAGCACUUAAAAUAUAAAGAGAUAUAUAUUGUAUAUAUUUAUGAACAAAGAGCUGAGGCAUGUUUAAAAUCUGCAGACCUAGUAUCACGGAGUCAGUGGCUUACUGAAGUGUCCAUGGGCAAGACAUUGAACCCCCAAGUUACUCCCAAUGGCCGUUCAGUGACUUACAUUUGAUGCACUGGAUGAAUAUGAAAGGCGUGUUUUAGAAACUUCAUUAGAAAACAAACAUUUUCUUUCUUCCUGUUAAAAGGGCAUUUUUCCUUCCCACUGCUGCCACGUGCUUGCUCCCAGAAGGUCAUCUGUUGUUUGGGUUUUCUCUUUAUUAUUGUAGUCUUUACAUUAUAAAGCGC
Neolamprologus brichardi is the source of this 3257-nucleotide messenger RNA. It is a transcript of the gene sertm1, whose product is annotated as serine rich and transmembrane domain containing 1. Lineage: Eukaryota; Metazoa; Chordata; Actinopteri; Cichliformes; Cichlidae. Gene Ontology annotation, cellular component: intracellular membrane-bounded organelle. The record is from RefSeq and is a predicted model, not a curated record.